Musa acuminata subsp. malaccensis (wild Malaysian banana) is the source of this 1768-nucleotide messenger RNA. Lineage: Eukaryota; Viridiplantae; Streptophyta; Magnoliopsida; Zingiberales; Musaceae. The record is from RefSeq and is a predicted model, not a curated record.
GAGAGAGAUGUUAUAUAUUAAGCUUGGCUUCCCUUUGAGCCUUCACAUGUGAAUCCAUGUCAGGAACUGUGUAGUUGGGUAGCUCCCAACCAAAGCAGUCUACUGCUGCUGCUGCUGCUGCUGCUCUCUGCAACCACUGACUGGUAUUCAGUUUCUUCCCAGCCUUUUGGGUUGUGCUGCUGCUUUAUCCAACCUUCCAUCUUCUCCACUGUUCUCACUUUGUUCAGUCUACUCUUCUGUUCUUCCUAUUUCCCCUGUUUUGACAUGGAUUCAUCUUAGGGUUUGCUUCUUCUCCUUGUGUAGUUGCCAUCUCUAGUGGUUCUGGUUCCUUUGAUGGUGGUUUUUUGUGUUGUUGGUCGGUCACGAACAGGGAGACAGCGGUAUAAGAUGGAUGGAGAGAGGAAGGAGCGGUAGGAGUAGGGAAAGACAGAACAGCGUAAGGUAACGAAACAGGGGAGGCGAGAAAAAGAGUUCCGAGAGGGGGGUUGCCCUGAUGGACUGGGACUCCAAGAUCCCUCUAUGGGAUUUAGCAGACCUCGGCCGAGAUGCCGAUCCAAGCGUUGGCAUCGGCUGCGGCCUGGGACGCCGGCCGAGCGAGGUGGACUGCUCGGUCGAUCUGAAGCUUGGGGGAUCUGGAGAUUUUGUCCCGUCACAUGGCUGGAACGACCAACCUAAGGUGCCGACGAUGGCGGCCUCGUCUGGUGCGUCGAAGAGGCUUCCCCGAAACCCUGGAAAUGGCAGCCAGAAAGCGUCAUGCUCGGUCGACGGGUGCAAGGCGGAUUUGAGUGGUUGCAGGGAGUAUCACAGGCGCCACAAGGUCUGCGAAGCCCAUUCCAAGACGCCGGUGGUGAUGGUCGGUGGGCGAGAGCAGCGUUUCUGCCAGCAGUGCAGCAGAUUCCAUUUACUGGUGGAAUUUGAUGAAGUAAAACGAAGCUGUAGAAGACGUCUUGAAGGUCAUAAUAGACGUCGAAGGAAACCGCAGCCAGAUUCCAUAAACUCAGGGAGCUUGUUUGCAAAUCAUCAAGGGGCCACAUUUUCUUCAUAUCCUCCAAUAUUUCCAACAGCUACACCAGAACCCAAUUGGCCUGGAGCUGUCAAGACCGAAGACACUGCUCUCUAUGCACAUUGCCUGCCUUCUCAUGGCACAAACAGAAACCAUAAUGUUCUCAGUACCCACAGCUGGAGCCAAGAAGGAAGGCAGUUUCCUUUCUUGCAGGAGAACAAGACCACCUUCAGCAAAAUAACACUAGGAAUCCCAGUAGGCCAGCCACAUCUCAGGACAUUCAUGCCGUCCGGUAACAGCUGCAGCGGCGGCAAGAUAUUCUCUGAUGGAUCAUCUGAACCUAUCGACUCCGAUUGUGCUCUCUCUCUUCUGUCAGCACCAACUCCGAGCAUCAACACAGGCUUAGGCCAAAUGGUUCAGAUUCCUGCAGGGAUGGAAGACGAUCAUGCGGGCAUUUUUCUGGUCUCUGAUGCUAAUGAAUCUGAGAUACAUUUCCCAAAUGUACUUCAUGUUGGGGGUGAAGGUUCAUCGGUGGGGACAUCUCAAAGCCUUCCAUUUUAUUGGCAGUGUUAGGUCCAGCUCCAGUAAGGUAUCUUUUAGCUAAACAUUGUUGGGGCACAGCUUCUGAUCCCUCCAUGAUCUGAAGCUUUUUUUUCUCAUUUUAUUUCCAUGACCUGGAAGAAGAUGGACUACCUUAAUUUACUUGUGGUAGAAUAACUAACCAAUGCUGGAAUCGAAUUAUGAUUAAGAUUGUUGUGUUUGCUA